Molecule: messenger RNA, 1272 nt
Organism: Anoplopoma fimbria (sablefish)
Lineage: Eukaryota; Metazoa; Chordata; Actinopteri; Perciformes; Anoplopomatidae
Product: butyrophilin subfamily 3 member A2-like
Exons: 6
Coding region: 1-1272 (423 amino acids)
Source: RefSeq, a predicted model, not a curated record
AUGAUGUUUAAUCUGAAGGAUGAACAAUCCCCAAAACGUCGACCCUUGACCUUCAGUGUUUUGGUUUUCCAUCACGCUGCUGUCCUGCUUCUGCUGAUAAACUGCUGUAAAGGUCAGUCUCAGGUAAUCAGCCCACGUCUGCCAAUAGUAGCAGUAGCUGGUGAUGACAUCAUUUUGCCAUGUCACAUCAAACCUGCCAUGGAUGUUGCUUUCACGACUGUGGAGUGGACGAGACCUGACCUGAAACCCAGAUUUGUCCAUGUGUGGCGUUCUGGUCAAGAACUUCUAGAUGAUCAGCAUCCAUUGUACAAGGGAAGAACUUCACUGUUCACCAACAAACUGAAGUCAGGAGACAUUUCACUACAACUCUCCAAAGUGAAACAGUCUGAUAAGGGAACAUACAGGUGCUUUGUUCCCAUGUUGAAUAAAGACUCUACUGUUGAGCUUGUCUUUGGUUCUGUCUCCUCACCUGAAAUAGAUAUUUACAAAGCCAGCAAUGGAUUUCUGUUAGAGUGUAAAUGUAAUGGCUGGUAUAUAGAGCCGGAGGUGUUGUGGCUGGACGCUGAGGGAAACCUCCUCUCUGCUGGACCUACAGAGACAGUCAGAGGUCCUGAUGACCUCUAUACUGUCAGCAGCAGAGUGACUGUGGAGAAGAGACACAGCAACAGCUUCACCUGUAGAGUCCAACAGAAGAACACCAACCAGACCAGAGAGACACACAUCAGUCUAUCAGCUGAUCUCUUUAAGGCCCAGUCUAGUUCUGCUAUUCGCAUUUCCAUCUGCUUGGCUGUGUGCAUCGUGGCUGUUGUUGCAGUUGUAGUUGCUCUGUGGAAAUGGGGACGAAACAAAAAAACCACGGACCCCAGCACAGAACUUCAGCUUCUGAUGGAGGGAGAUGAAGACAGACAGAAGCCCAGGACCGAAAGAGAGAAAAUUGUGUUUCUGGACAAGACCAAAGUAAAACUUGAAGAGGACUUACAGAACAAUGAGGGAGAACUGCAACAUGUACAACAGGUGAUAACAACGCUGAUGGACCAGAAGAAAGAUCUGAAGAACCAGAGAGAGAAACUCACCUCACAACAGCAGGAGAACAAGACAAAGAUAGAAGAGUACAAGAAGAAGAAAACCCCAAAAACAGACAAAGACAACACAAUGAGGAAGCGUGAAAUAACCCUACAUAAUCUGGAGAAGAGGGAGAACGAACACAAGGAACUGUUACAGAACACAGAGAAACUACUGGAACUGUGGAGGGACAUCCCAGCUAAUGCUUGA